AUGGCGAAUCUGAGUCACCCGUCCGAGUUCAUCCUCGUUGGCUUCUCCUCCUUUGGUGAGCUACAGGUUCUGCUGUAUGGAUCCUUCCUCGUGCUCUAUCUUCUGUCCUUCACAGGAAACCUCAUCAUCAUCAUCAUGGUCAUGGCUGACACACACCUCCAUACACCCAUGUACUUCUUCCUGGGCAACUUCUCCCUGCUGGAGAUCCUGGUGACCAUGACGGUGGUGCCCAGGAUGCUCUCGGACCUACUGGCCUCUUGUAAUGCCAUCUCCUUCACUGGCUGCUUGGUCCAGUUCUACUUUUACUUCUCUCUGGGCUCCACCUCCUUCCUUAUCCUGGCCGACAUGGCCCUUGACCGCUUCGUCGCCAUCUGCCACCCCCUGCGUUAUGGCACACUGAUGCGCUGGGCAGUCUGUGGUCGGUUGGCAGGGGCAGCCUGGGUAUCUCCCUUCCUCGCCAUGGUGCCCACUGUCCUCUCCCGGGCACAUCUCAAUUACUGUCAUGGCAACAUCAUCAACCACUUCUUCUGUGACAACACCCCUCUGCUGCAGCUGGCCUGCUCAGACACCCGCCUGCUGGAAUUCUGGGACUUUGUGAUGGCCCUGGCUUUUGUCCUCAGCUCCUUUCUGGUGACCCUCAUCUCCUAUGGCUACAUCGUGAGAACUGUCCUGCGGAUCCCCACGGCCAGUGGCCGCCAGAAGGCCUUCUCCACCUGCGGGUCCCACCUCACCCUGGUUUUCAUCGGCUAUAGCAGCACCAUCUUCCUGUACGUGCGGCCGGGCAAAGCACACUCUGUGCAAGUCAACAAGAUGGUCGCCCUGGUGACCUCAGUCCUGACCCCUUUCCUCAACCCCAUCAUUCUGACUUUCCGGAAUGAAACAGUCAAGGCUGUUAUUCGGGGGCAGCUGCAGAGGCUGAAGGGUCUUGAAAAGUCAGCGUGA
Chrysochloris asiatica (Cape golden mole) is the source of this 942-nucleotide messenger RNA. RefSeq names its product olfactory receptor 6V1-like. Gene Ontology annotation, cellular component: membrane. Gene Ontology annotation, molecular function: G protein-coupled receptor activity; olfactory receptor activity. The transcript has a single exon. Gene Ontology annotation, biological process: G protein-coupled receptor signaling pathway. The coding region runs from base 1 to 942 and encodes 313 amino acids. The record is from RefSeq and is a predicted model, not a curated record. NCBI's taxonomy places the organism in Eukaryota, Metazoa, Chordata, Mammalia, Afrosoricida, Chrysochloridae.